AUGGCAGACCUCGUGGAAAGUAUUUUACGAGAAGAGGCUGAAAAAGAGUCAAAAUAUAAAACAAUCUUCGUUGAAAAAGAUGCCGAUGUUGAAAUCGACGAAGGGAACCUGCUGGCGUGUGAUCCUAACCCAAUCGAUGUUAAAUUGUUCAAAUCGAAUAAGGAUGACUUCAUCAAUAACCUGGCUAGAGAUAAUACACAGUUACUCUUUAAUCAGUUAUGGAUGUUGCCAGUAGAACGAGUUGAUAAUACAGUAUUGGCUAAGCUUCCAAAAGCUAAGACGUUAAUUCCUAGAGAGAAGAGAUUACCUAAACCUAGACCAGAAACAAAAUGGGAGAAAUUUGCGAAGGCCAAGGGAAUUCAUAAGAAGAAGGGUAAAGAUAAAAUGGCCUGGGAUGAACAACACAAGGAAUUUCGGCCCCGUUAUGGCUACAAUCGAGCUAAUGAUGAUACAAAAGACUGGUUAAUAGAGAUGAAAUCUAAUGCAGCUGAUGACGAGGACCCGUUUGAAAAGAGAAUAACAGAGCGAAAAGAACGAAGAGCAAAGAAUGAGUUACAGAGAUUACGUAAUAUUGCUAGAUCUCAAUAUGGUGGAAAAGUACCUGGUGUUGGGUUGACUCCUGUAGAGAAACCUAAUAAAGAUCAACUUGGUCGAGCUCUUGUUCUGGCUAAAAAAUCUACAGCCUCACUGGGAAAAUUUACAGAAAGAUUACCAAAGGAGAAAAAUACAGUUAAAGGGAAAAAACGAAAGUUUGAACCGUGUGUGGGAGAUAUGAAAAAAGAAAAAGAUAAACAACUGAGGAUAUUGAAGACAUUAAGUCAUGCGGUACCAAUCAACGUGGCUAAAGCUGCCAGCCAUUUCAUGUCACAGGAACCAGAUGAAAGGUAUGUAUUCUAUACAAAGUUUUAA
Molecule: messenger RNA, 909 nt
Organism: Lottia gigantea (owl limpet)
Lineage: Eukaryota; Metazoa; Mollusca; Gastropoda; Lottiidae
Exons: 9
Coding region: 1-909 (302 amino acids)
Biological process (GO): ribosomal large subunit biogenesis; endonucleolytic cleavage in ITS1 to separate SSU-rRNA from 5.8S rRNA and LSU-rRNA from tricistronic rRNA transcript (SSU-rRNA, 5.8S rRNA, LSU-rRNA); ribosome biogenesis
Cellular component (GO): nucleus; nucleolus; preribosome, large subunit precursor
Molecular function (GO): protein binding
Source: RefSeq, a predicted model, not a curated record